GAAUGGCCAAACAAGUGAAAUCUGGAAACUCCUAAAACAAGUUUUGCCUCACUGGAGACUUGAGAAGACACCACCAAAAGAGGAGAGAAAGGAACAACCAACGCCAGAGAUAAAGAAGGAGAAAGACAGGAAGUCUACAAAAUUACAAAAAGGACCCAAGUCAGAGGAAGGUCAUGGAGAAAACAAAUCAAAGGAAUCUAAAGAAAAAGUUUCUGCAAAUAUACCCACUUCAGACCAACAACCCAAAGAACCAGAACUAGUGAUUUUUGCCAGCUAUUUGUACCCAGCAAAUGGCUCCACAAGAGUAUCAGUACUGAGAGAAAUGGCUGAUGCAUCAGAAAAACUUCGGCUGUCAGGUUUGUCUCACAACCAUCCUCACCCAGUGCUUGUUACCACCAUYCGAGACUGUCCUCUAGUUGCUCCUCCACCUCCAGUUGAGAUACCACGAUGGAAGCUCAUCAGGCAAAAGAAGAAGAAACAUCCAGUUGAACCUCCUUUAACACCACCAGAACRACCAAAAGACCCACAGUUCUUAGAGAUAACAUCACCAUUUGUCAACUACAAUGUUAGCCCAAUACCUGUCAGUAGAGCUAGAACUCCAGUAAAAUGGGUAAAGUACCGACCAGAAAAGCCAAUGGGUGAAAUUACUGAAGAAGGAAGUAAAGAUGACCAGGACAAAGAGCAAGAAGGUGAACAAAAGAAAGAAACAACAGAAGAAACCAAAGAGGAUGUUGCUCCACCAGACAUCUUAGAAUCAAAGCAAGAUGUUGAUAAAGAACCAUCAAUCAAGGAAAGAGAGAGUAAAGAGAUUCGGCUGGGUUCUAAGGAUGUCGCAAAAUCUCCCAAAGAUAGGGUCAAAUCCGCAAAAAGUGAGCGAGCAGACAAAGCUAUUAAAGUUGAUAGUCCAAAUAAGGCAAAGUCAGGAAGCAAGCUGGUUACUGGAGAAAAGCCAGAAAGAGCAAAGUCAGGUCCAUUUAAUUCACCGAAAAGUGGCAGAAGAAUGUCACGUAUGGAAAAGCCAGGAGACUUGAAAGCUAUCAACAGUAAAGAGUCCAGGCGCAUCUCUAGAAUGGAUAAACCAAGUAAAACAGAGCUUGAGAAGGACUCGUCCCAUGAGGUACCAUUAAUUGAAGCAGAGGAAACCAUGGCUACUCUUGAGGUACCUACCACUAUUAAUGGAGAUGAGGAAAGUACUGAGGGAGAUCCAGGAGGAGAUGAGAAACAAGAUGGUGAGAAAACUGAAGAAAGUGAUGUUAAAGACAAGAAACUGUGGAUAGAAUUUGAUGACUUUUGCAAAUGUUUUAGCAACUUGUACAUAUUUCACAAGCCAUAUACAUAUAAGUGCACAAAAUCUAUCAUUGAACUAAAGAACAUAGCGACCACUUCACAUGGUUCCAGUAAAAAGUCAGGCCUGCAAGCAACAUCGUCUGUUACAGCAGCCACUCCAGCACCUGGAAAAAACACUUCACUGAGCCCAUCACCUUACUAUGGAUCAGGAGGGUCGAAUCAUGUUUUAGAACCACCGCCACCAUACUUGUUUGUUGAUAGUUUGAAUCCUAUUGAGGUGGUGAUUAGUUUUACUGGGUUUUCUAAGUGGCUGGAUCCACCACAGCCUAUUAUUCGAGAAAGAGACAAAGACAAAGAUAGCAGUAGCAGUGUCUCUGAUCUUAAGGAAGUUAUAACAGAAGAAAAACCAGCCCCAUUAGUAGCAGGAAGUCUUGUUGCUGAGCCAUAUUCCUGGAAAAGUCUUGUUACUGGUCAGCCAUGUGUACGGAUUAGAAGCACUGGUACCAAGUGUGCCGUUAUGUGUUUACCUGCAGGACGCCACGUGUUACGGUUCUUGUUGCAAGCCCCUCAUGGCUAUCAUGUGCAGCUUUGUUCCCAGACCUCUUUCAUUUUUGGUGAUGAGGAUAUUGUAAUGUCAGCAUUGACAAAGGAGAGUUGCAGAUUCAUGGAGCAUGSUAUGCAUAUGAUUCAUUCAGUUGGAAACCUUGUUGCCUCGUUUGCAGAUCCUCCAGUUCCUAAUCGACCAGAGCUGGACUUGGGCCUAAAAAGUGAAUCGCUAGAAACUCAAGAAAAACACUUCAAAGUAUUCAUGAAAUGUUUCUUCAAAGCUCUUAAAUACAAUCUUGGUGAAGCAUAUAAUGAAGAAAUGCAUUUUGCAUGGAAGGCUUUCGCAUUUCAAGCAGCUUUGUGUGUGCGUCAGCAUAUUGCACACAGACCUUUGUCAGCAGCAGACAUCACAAGAAUAGGCUCACUUAAGCGCAGUUCAUUGGGUAAUAUGUUAAAUGAAGUCCCUGAGUCCUGGACCGGCCGCUCCUCCAACAUUGAUGAGGAAAGAGCAGCUACAAAGAUCCAGGCGUUGUUCCGUGGACACUUUUUACGAAGGCUUGCUACAGCUUAUGUUAAUGGUUCUGAGAUACAGCAGCAAGUGUCUUCCACACUGACCAAAGCCUGGAGCGCUUUAGAACCAAACCUGGAAAACUUUGCCAUUGAGAUAUUUAGACGUAUGUUCAAAAAGGAUUCAACACUCUUCCCUUUGUUUCCAUUUUUCAAGGACGAAUGGUCAAGAGUUGCUUAUGCUGAUUAUACAGGUGGUUUCCCUGAGCAACCAGCUAACUCUUGGUUUGUUGUUUUUAGGGAGGUGUUUGCAGUAGAUGAGCCAGUGUUGAUGGUCCCUAAACUAUACAUCAACCUUCCUACCUGUUUACUGAGGGUUGUUGAUAAUGAUACCGGUGAAGAACUCUCCAGGGUGUUUGAAAGAGUUGCACCUAGUCAGAUGAAGAGGAACAAGCGUGGAUACACAUUCAUUGCAGAAGCACGUACCCUCAAUGCCAUUCUACCCGCUGGAAAAUUCCGUUUACGUGUUAUAGGUUCGACAGAGCCCCUGCCCUACCCUCCACGYGAAUCAGUAAACAGCACAUUUGUACACAAAGAAAUUCGUGAUUACUACAUUCCAAACAAGUACAACAUUAUAUUCAGACACACAGUGAAAGUCUCAGAUGAUCACAUGACAAGUGUUCAGCUAAGUACCUCCAAGCAAGAUGUAUAUGUCAAACUACAAAUUCUAGAUCAUGAAGUUGAAGUUGCUAGUACCACUGGCAAAGGGCAUGCUGUUAUCSCGGCAUUCAUCUUUUACCGGGAUAGGACUGGAGAAGAGGAAGCUGAUAAGCAAAGUAGAAGGGGCUCAAGGCCUCCAACGUCAAAUCGACCACGCUCCGGCAACAAGCGUCCACAGUCUGGUCGAAAAGCGGCAUCAUCUGCCACUCAAGGACGUUCAAAGAAAAGUGGUAAAGAUUCAUCGAGUUCAUCAAGACCAACAUCUCCGCAAAAGGGUUCAAAGUCGUAUCUGUUAGAUGAUGAAGAUCGACAAGAAAUCCAAGAUGAAGGUGAUGCCGAGCCUGAGAAAAAGAUACAUAAAUAUAUCAUUCAAGCUCAAGUGCUUCGCGAUAGCUGGCCAUUGUCUAGAAAUUCCUGGGACUUCGUCCAGAUGAUGAAAAACUUAGAACGUGAUGACGCUGCAGGAACAAAUGAGCCUUCACAAAGAAACGAGAAAUUGUCAGCUAGUACCAGCACCAAAGGUAAAAAAGGCAAAGAAGGUAAAGAAAGUCGAUCAAGUAAGGAUAAACCUUCGUCCAGACCAUCUUCACAGCAACAGUUUGAUUCAAGCAAACCCAACUGGAUUUUACGAGUCUUUAGUGAUGCAAGUGCUGAGGAGCUAGAAGUCAAAAAAGACACAGAAAGACAAGACGAAAUUAAAGCAUUGAAACAAGCUUGGGAAGCAGCUGAACCAGGACGAGCAGCUAAGGCCAGACAGAGCCGUGCAAAGUUCUUAAGUGAGCACAUGGUAAAAGCUGACAAGGACAUGAUUGAAGAAGAAAACCUCGAUGAUGAUCAGCUUAUUGAUAAAGAAGCACCAAGUGACAUAUUUACCGUGACGUCUCCGGUUCAAUCCGAAGCCGAAGGGGAACUAACCUUAGUACCACCCCCUAAAGAACCUGACCAGAUUCUGAAACCAUUGGAUCCCCCACGUUUUAUCAGAUCUCGUGGUGGGUUCCCUGUGUUGCUAGAUGACCAAGAAGAAGAGCGAAGACAGCAGGAGCGCCAGCAAGUGUUUCGUCAUUUCAAAGCCAGAAGGGAGGAGGUAGAAAACCGACGUGAAAAGGACAGAAUAGAGAGGAAUGUGACUAAAGAGAGACAACUACAAGAUGCAGAGGAGAUGCAGGCCGCACUCGACAAAGCUCGCCAAGAGAUCACAGCAGCCAGGGAAAAGUACCGGCAAAAGUUCGUGGUAGCUGAAAAAGAAGAGCAGACAGAUUCAGAUAAACCUAAAGAUCGGUCGCCGUCACCAGGAAGAAGUAAGAGUAGAAAAAGUGCAUCUACCGCAGGUAAAGCAGGAAGAAAAUCCGCUACAAAAGGAAAGAAAAAAUAACAACUAACAAUUAUAAAUUUUAUAUGAAUUCAAUUUUUGUACAUUUUACUUUUUACUUUUGUUGUAUAUCUAUAAUUUCAGUAUUUAUAAAGUCGAAAUACAGCAAUUACAACUAUUUAUUUUAGGAUAGUUUUUGUGUGUUUUGAGGAGUUUUUAAUAAAACUAAAAUAUAUAUCGUAAAGAUCACUUAAUAUAAUAGUUUCCCUCGUCUGGUGUUCUAUAAAUAUUUGAGUCUGGCUAGGGGUGCUAGAAGUCAUGAAUGACUUUUCGCGUUCACCAAGAAGGUCAUGUAAUUGAUCUAUUAUUAUAUGAGGAGCGGGGUACGGAGAUUUUAGACUCGACAGAUACGUCAAAGCAAACAAGGUAAACAAAAUACUAUUAAGGCAAAAUACUAGUAAAAUAAGCAAACUGCAGAAAGUCAUUUUUGUUACAUUUACAAAUUAUGUUGUUUGAAGCUGAUAUAAGAUAAGAAAAAGGAAAAAUAUGGGCAAAAAAGAAAGUUAUAGAAAAAAAAUUAAUGGGGCUCAGACGGGAAUCGAACCCGUGGCCUCUCGCACCCAAAGCGAGAAUCAUACCACUAGACCACUGAGCCAUUUCUUUAGAAAUUSGGGUGUAAAGUUUGUAAAUAUUCCUGUUAUCUUGUUUCAAAUAGCAGUUAACGACAACUUUUCGUUUCGUCGUUAAAAAGUUUCUGACUUAAAAUGCUAUAGCUUGAAAAAAAAAAAAAAAAAAAUUCUGCGCACGAAAAA
This is a messenger RNA of Exaiptasia diaphana, 5181 nucleotides long. Its product is annotated as androglobin. Gene Ontology annotation, molecular function: heme binding; protein binding; oxygen binding. The record is from RefSeq and is a predicted model, not a curated record. Lineage: Eukaryota; Metazoa; Cnidaria; Anthozoa; Actiniaria; Aiptasiidae.